Lobosporangium transversale is the source of this 615-nucleotide messenger RNA. Its product is annotated as protein-tyrosine phosphatase-like protein. The record is from RefSeq and is a predicted model, not a curated record. Gene Ontology annotation, biological process: negative regulation of MAPK cascade; protein dephosphorylation. Lineage: Eukaryota; Fungi; Mortierellomycota; Mortierellomycetes; Mortierellales; Mortierellaceae. The transcript has 2 exons. Gene Ontology annotation, molecular function: protein tyrosine/threonine phosphatase activity; MAP kinase tyrosine/serine/threonine phosphatase activity. Gene Ontology annotation, cellular component: cytoplasm. The coding region runs from base 1 to 615 and encodes 204 amino acids.
AUGAGUUCGAUAGAAUCGACAUCUGGAGUAUCUGUACCCAUGUCAAUAACUCAUCUUCAAGAGAAUGCCAAGGCAGAACGAGAGAUUUCAAUGAUCAUUGACAACUUUUUAUAUCUUGGAGGAGAGUUAGUCGAAGAGGAGCAAAUUGAGGAAUUGCAGCGACUAGGGAUCAAACGUGUGCUCAACAUGGCAGCCAACUGUGACGAUGAACUCUGGGUCAGACGGUUCAAUAGCGCUGAGGAGAAUGCGGCAGCAUAUCUCAAGGUUGGUUUAUUGGACCAUGUUGAUCAAGACCUGAAGGAAGGGCUAGAGAAGGCAAUCAAGUUCAUUGGUUCAUCAAAGGAUCCUGUCUACGUUCAUUGCCAAGCAGGCAAGUCAAGAUCCGUCGCGACAGUCAUUGGAUAUCUGAUCCAAGGCCAAGGUUGGCCACUCAAGAGAGCAUAUGAUCUUGUCGUUGAACGCCGACGGAUUAUGUCACCUAAUAUUGGAUUUGUAUCGCAAUUGAUCAUGUUGGAGGAGUGUAUCCUAGGACAAGAGAAGGCUGGAGGAUUGGUUAACUCGAUGGAGGAUAGUGAAGAAGUAAAUCCUACAUUGCGAACCACAAUCAUACCUUGA